Saccharomycodes ludwigii is the source of this 1071-nucleotide messenger RNA. Its product is annotated as ketopantoate reductase family protein. Gene Ontology annotation, molecular function: oxidoreductase activity. Gene Ontology annotation, cellular component: cytoplasm. Lineage: Eukaryota; Fungi; Ascomycota; Saccharomycetes; Saccharomycodales; Saccharomycodaceae. The transcript has a single exon. Bases 1 to 1071 code for a protein of 356 amino acids. The record is from RefSeq and is a predicted model, not a curated record.
AUGACAUAUAAAAAACCUUUGUGUUUAGUAAUUGGUGCUGGUGGAGUUGGUGUUUUAACAGCCUAUUCCUUGUUUAAAGCAGAUAAAUCUAGAGUCGCUCUUGUAGUCAGAUCGGACUACGAAAAAUGUUUAUCUACUGGUUACAACAUUCAAUCUUGCGAUUAUGGUGAAAUUAAAAAUUGGAAGCCUGAUUUAAUAUACAGAUCGGUUGAAGAUGCCGCUAAAUCUGGUGAAUUUUUCGAUUAUAUUAUUGUUACCACUAAAAAUAUUCCUGAUGGUCCAUCUCCAGUUUAUGCUACAAUUAAGCCAGUAAUAAAGUCUAAUAUUAAAAAUUGGCCGUCCUUAAAUUCUUCAUGCAGUAUAGUUUUGAUUCAAAAUGGAAUUGAUAUUGAGCAUGAAGUUAUUGACCUGCUGCAUAGAGAAGGGUCUGCAAAAAACAAAUUCAACUUAUUAUCAGGUGUUCAAAUGAUCGGGUCUAUUAAAGUAGGACAAUGCGAAAUCAAGCAUCAAAGUAAAGAUUCUGUUUUAAUCGGACCAUUUGACCCCAAUGAUCAAGAAGCUGUUAAAAAGAGUCAUGAAUUUGUAAAGAUGUAUGAUACACCUGAAAAUUUCGUCACAUUUGAUCAUAAUGUUAGAUUUUCUAGAUGGAAAAAAUUGAUGUACAACGCUACAAUAAACACCAUGACAGCUAUUGUUCAUCUGGAUUAUUCAAGGUGUCUGGAAUUCGGUAAGAACACCACUGAGGCUGGUAUUAUUAGACCGGCUAUGAAUGAAAUUAUGGCUAUUGCCAAAUCAGAGGGCUACGAAAUUGAUCCAGAAACUGCAACUAUUUUAAUUGAAGCUGAUAGAGAUUUGGUUUAUAAACCAUCUAUGUUGGUUGAUGUAGAAAAAACGCAAUUAAUGGAGUUAGAAGUUAUUAUUGGUAACCCAUUAAAGGUGGCCAAGAAAAAUAAUGUUGCUACUCCAUCUUUGAAGAUGCUGUAUUAUUUAUUAGUCAUUAUCCAAGGAAGAAUAAAAGAAAAACAAGGUACCUUAAUUUUUGACGAAAAUACAGCCAGAGUUGUGCAAUAA